Molecule: messenger RNA, 648 nt
Organism: Exophiala bonariae
Lineage: Eukaryota; Fungi; Ascomycota; Eurotiomycetes; Chaetothyriales; Herpotrichiellaceae
Exons: 2
Coding region: 1-648 (215 amino acids)
Biological process (GO): iron-sulfur cluster assembly
Cellular component (GO): mitochondrion
Molecular function (GO): 4 iron, 4 sulfur cluster binding; iron ion binding; 2 iron, 2 sulfur cluster binding
Source: RefSeq, a predicted model, not a curated record
AUGUCACAGACACCUUGUCGACUUUUGUUCCGAGCUUCUCGGCCGCUCCAACGACAGCACGAUCCAAGCACCUUCUUUCAAGCUUGCCGAGCAAUCACCACUCAAUCACUUCCUCAAUCGACGAGACCAAGGCUGGUGAACAUUGUCCGCAAUCCGGUACCUCAAUCAUCCCGGAGCUUUUCCAAUACAUCAGCUGUAAGAGCCACUGUGGUUCUUCAGAACCCACGUACCGACGACGAUGGCGCUGAUAUGUCUAUCGAAAUAUCAGAGCGAGCGGCAAAGCGCCUGAAGCAGAUCACGAGCACACCUACACGGAAAAACACACUGAUUUCAUCUCCGCCGUCUGCAGACUCCCACCUCCGCGUGACAGUCACCUCUGGUGGUUGCCACGGCUUCCAAUACUUGAUGUCCCUGGAGGACAGCUCGAAGAUAGAUCAAGAAGAAGACACGGUGUUCGCCAUUGAGCCAUCAGAAGGUGCCGACGACAAAGGCAAGGCCGAGGUCGUUAUGGAUCUCCCUUCGCUAGAAUUGCUCAAGGGUAGCACGGUCGACUUCACGACCGAGUUGAUCGGCAGUCAAUUCAAGAUUGUCGGCAAUCCAAGAGCGAAAAGCAGUUGCGGAUGUGGGACGAGCUUUGACAUAGAGUGA